AUGAUUGCAACUCCGCAACCUCAACUCGUGCAAAUAACGCUCUCACCACAAGAACUCGAAAGCAAACAAAUCUCAUCACAUAAUCUACAAAAAGCCAUCGAGGCACUCCAUCGCGAUGGAAUCUGCGCCAUCACCAACGCCAUCGACCCGAGUCACCUCGAUAAACUAAACGAGCGUAUGGUCAAAGAAGCCCAAAUCCUCUACGAUAACCCUGACACGCACCGCAACUUCGGGCCCCGUACAGGUAACAUCCAGCAAGAACCCGUAGUCGAACCAGGGUACGUCUUCGACGAUAUCAUCGCCAAUCCCUGGGCCGUGUCCAUCACCGAAUGCAUGCUCGGGCCAAAUCCGCACAUGCGCUUCUACAGCGCCAACACCGCUUUCAAAGCCGACAGUCGCCAACCCGUUCAUGUCGAUGUGCAUUUCGACUUCCCCAAGAUCCCGUUUGGGCUCUGCAUCAACGUCAACCUCGUUGACACAUCUCCAGAGAACGGUGCCACCGAGAUCUGGCUAGGCAGUCACACGGACACAGACCCCAACUCGUCUGACGCACCCGAGCUGUCCGGCGACGGAGUUCGUCGCAAUUUGAUCGAGGAGCGCCGCAGGAUCAGUCCACCUCUCCAGCCGACGCUGCCGAAAGGGUCGUUGAUCAUUCGUGAUUUCCGGCUGUGGCAUGCUGGUAUGCCGAACCAGACCGACGACCCGAGAGUGAUGUUGGUGACGAUUCAUUUUCCGGCUUGGUAUCGGAGUAAGCAGACGUUCUUCUUGCCAAAGAGCUUGAAGGGAAAGAUCAAUUGGGGACGGCUGGUUCCGUGUGUUGAGUGGGUGGAUGAAGACUAUAAUUAUCUUCAAGGAAGACACGAUCAUGACUUCUCUCUGCUGCCGUAG
Molecule: messenger RNA, 888 nt
Organism: Exophiala viscosa
Lineage: Eukaryota; Fungi; Ascomycota; Eurotiomycetes; Chaetothyriales; Herpotrichiellaceae
Product: phytanoyl-CoA dioxygenase family protein
Exons: 1
Coding region: 1-888 (295 amino acids)
Source: RefSeq, a predicted model, not a curated record